Messenger RNA from Tyto alba (common barn owl), 7851 nucleotides. It is a transcript of the gene SLIT2, whose product is annotated as slit guidance ligand 2. Gene Ontology annotation, biological process: negative regulation of cell growth; retinal ganglion cell axon guidance; negative chemotaxis. The transcript has 42 exons. Lineage: Eukaryota; Metazoa; Chordata; Aves; Strigiformes; Tytonidae. Gene Ontology annotation, molecular function: calcium ion binding; heparin binding; Roundabout binding. The record is from RefSeq and is a predicted model, not a curated record. The coding region runs from base 1471 to 6087 and encodes 1538 amino acids.
CACGGCGGCAGCGGCUCGGCUGGCGGCCGCGCUCGGGGAGCACUUUCCGCGGGCGGCGGCGGGCACCUUGCAGCGGGGAGGAGAGCCGGCCUGCGUGCGGCGGGGCCAUCCUAUUGUUCAAGCGGAGAGACUCGGGGUGCGAGGGAAGGAGCCAGCGUGUCGCCUCCUUUCUCCCCCUUCUCUCCCCCCCUCCCCUCCUCACCACCCCCCCCCCCCCCUCCGCCGUUUCCCUCCGUGCCGGAGGAGCGCCGCCGCCAGGGAGCCGAGGGCCGGGCCGGGCUGUUCGGCACCAGCACCGGCAGCUCAGGUGCACCGGCGGGAUCGGGGAAAGGGGUGCAAACCCUUCCCGAGGCGCUUGUGCCUCGGCGGGCUCCGGGAGACGAGGAAAGUUGCUGCCUUUCCUGCAGCAACCCCAGGAGCUGCUGAACUGGCCUCACCUGGAAGGACUGAGCAGUUCCUACCUUUCCCAUCAGGUGCCUUUUCCGCAGCAAAGCCACGGUAACUGGGAGACCGCGGGGAGCAGAAUAACGCACCCCCCCACCCCUCCCGCUCUCGCCGCACAUCGCUUGUUAUCUGGUCUGUCUCGCCGUGCUCCCGGGAUCACAGGAGGAUCUAUAGCUGUGAUCUGUCACCGAGGAGAAGGAGGUCGUGGAUGGACUCCCUUCCAGCAGGGCAACGAAUCACUUCUCGAGCUGCUUAUUAUUAUCGUGCUCUAGGACCAGCCCUUUCCUGCUAAACUUGGCUUGGGAGCUUACAGCAGGAGGGGGCGCGGGGGGUGGAAAGCCAAGCCCAACAUCAUCUUGUGUGUUUGACUUUUUUUUUUUUUUUUUUUUUUUUUCCCUCCUCCUUCCGCGAGACAGUUUGAUGAAUGCCUCCGAGAGGGGUAUGAUUUGCUGAGGCGCCUCUGGCAGGGCGGUGUGUGGUGCGCGGUGUCAACCCCGCCGCCGCCCCCCGUGGGGCUGUGAGCGGCCCGCGGCGGGGGACGCGCGUGGGAGCGGCCGCUGAGCUGCGCGGGCCGCCGCGGAGCAAGCGCACCUCUCGGGCGGACGGGGCUCCGCGGCCUCUAGCCGGGGGCUCGGAGGGGGAGUCCCAGCGUUGGAAGGGGCGAGGAGGAAGAUAAGGAGCUGGCCCAACUCCGCCGUACCCUGAGCCCGUGGGUUUGCUUCGCCUUCGCAAGGAGCGUGUGAAGACGAGACCCAAGUGCCGCCUCCCCCCGGCACCCGACGGGCUAGCGAGGGAGGGCCCGGGCCCGGCCCCCCUCCCAGCGAAGUUGCCUUCAGCAGCGGAUCGGUGCCACCCACCUCACCGCCGGGGUUGUUUUCUUGGCUCGGCUUUGGAUAGAAAGGACUUGGCUUUCUCCGCACCCUGAAAGUUGCCCGAGCGCUCCCCGCGGCGAGGAGGAGGGCGGCGCGCCCCGCGCCUCCCCGGGGCCGAGGCCGGCGGGCCCCGGCCGGGCGGCAGCGGGCGGUGAUGAUGUGCGGCUGGGGGAAGCUCACCCUGUCCCUGGGGCUGCUGCUGGCGAUGGCGGGCGAGGUGGCGCCGCAGCCGUGCCCGGCGCAGUGCUCCUGCUCCGGGAGCACCGUGGACUGUCACGGGCUGGCGCUGCGCGGCGUCCCGAGGAACAUCCCCCGCAACACCGAGAGGCUGGAUCUUAAUGGAAAUAACAUCACAAGAAUCACCAAGACUGACUUUGCUGGUCUAAGGCACCUUCGAGUUCUUCAGCUCAUGGAGAACAAGAUUAGUACUAUUGAGAGGGGAGCAUUCCAGGAUUUAAAAGAACUGGAGAGGCUGCGCCUAAACAGAAAUAACCUCCAGUUGCUUUCUGAACUGCUCUUUCUGGGGACACCGAAAUUAUACAGGCUUGAUCUUAGUGAAAAUCAGAUUCAAGCAAUACCAAGGAAGGCAUUCCGAGGAGCAGUAGACAUAAAAAAUCUGCAACUGGAUUACAACCAGAUCAGCUGUAUUGAAGAUGGGGCAUUUAGGGCUCUGCGCGACCUGGAAGUGCUCACUCUCAACAAUAACAACAUCACUCGACUGUCUGUGGCAAGUUUCAACCAUAUGCCCAAACUCAGAACAUUUCGUCUUCACUCCAACAACCUCUACUGUGAUUGCCACCUGGCCUGGCUGUCCGACUGGCUGCGGCAGCGGCCACGGGUCGGCCUCUACACCCAGUGCAUGGGGCCAUCCCACCUCCGGGGACACAACGUAGCAGAGGUCCAAAAACGGGAGUUUGUCUGCAGUGAUGAGGAAGAAGGUCACCAAUCUUUCAUGGCCCCGUCCUGCAGUGUCUUGCAUUGCCCUGCUGCAUGCACCUGCAGUAACAACAUCGUGGACUGUCGUGGGAAAGGCCUUACUGAGAUCCCAACGAACCUUCCAGAAACCAUUACUGAAAUACGGUUAGAACAAAAUUCAAUCAAGGUCAUACCUCCUGGAGCUUUCUCACCAUAUAAAAAGCUUCGAAGAAUUGACCUGAGCAAUAACCAGAUCUCUGAAGCAGCUCCAGAUGCUUUCCAGGGCUUACGUUCACUCAAUUCACUUGUCCUCUAUGGCAAUAAAAUUACAGAACUUCCAAAGGGCCUGUUUGAAGGACUCUUUUCUCUGCAAUUGCUAUUAUUGAAUGCCAACAAGAUAAAUUGCCUGCGAGUUGAUGCUUUUCAAGAUCUGCACAACUUGAAUCUUCUUUCUUUGUAUGACAACAAGCUUCAGACCAUUGCAAAAGGCACCUUCUCACCCCUACGUGCAAUUCAGACCUUGCAUUUGGCUCAGAACCCAUUUAUCUGUGACUGCCAUCUGAAGUGGCUUGCGGAUUAUCUUCAUACAAACCCCAUUGAGACUAGUGGUGCCCGUUGCACCAGCCCCCGCCGUCUGGCAAACAAAAGGAUCGGACAGAUCAAAAGCAAGAAAUUCCGCUGCUCAGCUAAAGAACAGUAUUUCAUUCCAGGAGUUCACCAUUUUGGCUGCACUGAAGAUUACAGAUCCAAAUUAAAUGGAGACUGCUUUGCAGAUUUGGCUUGCCCUGAGAAAUGUCGCUGUGAAGGGACCACAGUGGACUGCUCCAAUCAGAAACUCAACAAAAUUCCUGAUCACAUCCCCCAGUACACAGCAGAGUUGCGACUAAAUAACAAUGAAUUUUCAGUCCUGGAAGCUACUGGAAUCUUUAAGAAACUUCCUCAGCUGCGUAAAAUAAACCUGAGCAAUAACAAGAUUACAGAUAUCGAAGAAGGAGCAUUUGAUGGAGCCUCUGGUGUGAAUGAAUUGUUGCUCACUAGCAACCGCUUAGAAAAUGUUCGACACAAAAUGUUCAAAGGACUAGAAAGUCUCAAAACACUGAUGCUGAGGAGCAAUCGUGUGAGCUGUGUGGGAAAUGACAGCUUCACGGGCCUGAGCUCAGUCCGCCUGCUCUCGCUGUAUGACAACCAGAUCACCACCGUGGCACCUGGCUCCUUUGAUACGCUGCAUUCGCUCUCUACGUUAAACCUCUUGGCGAAUCCCUUCAACUGCAACUGCCAUCUCGCUUGGCUUGGAGACUGGCUAAGGAAGAAACGCAUUGUGACGGGGAACCCUCGCUGCCAAAAACCCUACUUCCUCAAAGAGAUUCCCAUCCAGGAUGUGGCAAUUCAGGAUUUUACAUGUGAUGAUGGAAAUGAUGACAAUAGCUGCUCUCCACUGUCCCGCUGUCCUGCAGAAUGUACUUGUCUAGACACAGUAGUUCGCUGCAGCAACAAAGGCCUAAAAGCUUUGCCUAAAGGCAUCCCAAAAGAUGUAACUGAACUUUAUUUGGAUGGAAACCAGUUUACCCUUGUUCCAAAAGAGCUUUCCAACUACAAGCAUUUAACACUCAUAGAUUUAAGUAACAACAGAAUCAGCACUCUUUCUAAUCAGAGCUUCAGCAACAUGACUCAGCUGCUCACCUUAAUUCUUAGUUACAACCGCCUGAGGUGUAUCCCUGCACGGACUUUUGAUGGGUUGAAAUCACUUAGGUUGUUGUCUUUACAUGGUAAUGAUAUUUCUGUUGUUCCUGAAGGAGCUUUUAAUGAUCUCUCAGCAUUGUCACACCUGGCUAUUGGAGCAAAUCCUCUUUAUUGUGAUUGUAACAUGCAGUGGCUAUCUGACUGGGUAAAAUCAGAAUACAAAGAACCUGGUAUUGCACGUUGUGCUGGUCCUGGAGAAAUGGCAGAUAAACUUCUUCUCACAACUCCUUCUAAAAAAUUUACUUGCCAAGAGAUUCCAGGGCCUUGUGGUUUUCUGAUACCAGGGCCUGUGGAUGUUAAUAUUCUUGCUAAAUGUAACCCCUGUUUAUCAAAUCCAUGUAAAAAUGAUGGAACUUGCAACAAUGAUCCAGUUGACUUCUAUAGAUGUACUUGCCCAUAUGGUUUCAAGGGUCAAGACUGUGAUAUUCCCAUUCAUUCUUGCAUUAGUAACCCAUGCCACCAUGGUGGAACUUGUCACUUGAAAGAAGGAGAAAAGGAUGGUUUCUGGUGCACUUGUGCAGAUGGAUUUGAAGGUGAAAACUGUGAAGUAAAUGUGGAUGACUGUGAAGACAAUGACUGUGAAAAUAAUUCUACUUGCGUGGAUGGAAUUAAUAACUAUACUUGCCUUUGUCCACCUGAAUAUACAGCUGCUAAUCUGAAUGAAGUGGAAAAAGGUGAGCUCUGUGAGGAGAAACUAGAUUUCUGUGCUCCAAACCUGAAUCCUUGCCAGCAUGACUCAAAGUGUAUCCUGACACCCAAAGGCUACAAAUGUGAUUGCACACCUGGAUAUGUAGGUGAGCAUUGUGAUAUUGACUUUGAUGACUGCCAAGACAACAAAUGUAAAAAUGGAGCACAGUGUACUGAUGCAGUUAAUGGAUAUACAUGUAUUUGCCCAGAAGGAUACAGUGGCUUGUUUUGUGAAUUUUCACCACCAAUGGUUCUACCUCGUACCAGCCCUUGUGAUAAUUAUGAAUGUCAAAAUGGAGCCCAGUGUAUCAUAAAAGAGAGUGAACCAAUCUGUCAGUGUUUAUCAGGCUACCAGGGUGAGAAAUGUGAAAAGCUGAUUAGUAUAAACUUUGUCAACAAAGAAUCCUAUCUACAAAUCCCUUCAGCUAAGAUACGCCCCCAAACCAAUAUCACUCUACAGAUUGCCACAGAUGAAGACAGUGGGAUCCUACUCUACAAAGGCGAUAAAGAUCAUAUAGCGGUAGAGCUGUACCGGGGUAGAGUGAGGGUCAGUUAUGACACAGGAUCUUACCCAGCGUCUGCUAUUUACAGUGUGGAAACUAUUAAUGAUGGCAAUUUCCACAUUGUGGAGCUGCUAGCUGUGGAUCAGAUUCUGUCUUUAUCUAUUGAUGGAGGAAGCCCCAAGAUAAUUACCAAUUUGUCCAAGCAAUCCACGCUGAAUUUUGAUUCUCCGCUGUAUGUAGGAGGCAUGCCUGUGAAAAAUAACAUAGCAGCUUUACGCCAGUCUCCAGGACAGAAUGGCACCAGCUUCCAUGGUUGCAUUCGUAAUCUGUAUAUCAACAGCGAGCUCCAGGACUUCAGAAAUGUGCCACUGCAAGUGGGAAUUCUGCCAGGUUGUGAGCCUUGUCAUAAGAAAGUUUGUGUGCAUGGAACAUGCCAUGCUACCAGCCAAUCAGGCUUUUCCUGUGAGUGCGAAGGAGGAUGGACUGGACCCCUCUGUGAUCAACAAACUAAUGACCCAUGUCUUGGAAAUAAAUGUGUGCAUGGUACCUGCUUGCCGAUCAAUGCAUUUUCAUACAGUUGUAAAUGCCUGCAGGGACAUGGGGGAGUCCUCUGUGAUGAAGAGGAAAUGCUGUUUAACCCCUGCCAAUCCAUCAGGUGUAAACAUGGCAAAUGCAGGCUUUCGGGACUUGGGAAACCGUAUUGCGAAUGCAGCAGCGGAUACACGGGGGACAGCUGUGAUAAAGCCAAAUCCAAUGAUUCUGCUCCUAGUUUUAUCACAAACUCUACUUUUGACCUCUCAGCUUCAACUGAUUUAUCACAGCGAAUUAUGCAGAAAUCUCUUGUCGAGGGGAACGAAUCCGAGAUUACUACCAAAAGCAGCAAGGGUAUGCUGCGUGCCAGACGACCAAGAAGGUAUCGAGACUAGAAUGUAAAGGAGGAUGUUCAACCGGGCAGUGCUGUGGACCACUAAGGAGCAAGAGACGGAAAUACUCUUUCGAAUGCACUGACGGGUCAUCAUUUGUGGACGAGGUUGAAAAAGUGGUGAAGUGUGGCUGUACAAAUUGUCCCUCCUAAGUGUCCCUGUCACACUUGUCUUUUGAAAAUGUUGUAUACUUAUUGACCGUGUCGGACUAAUUAAUGCUUCAUAGUGGAAAUAUUUGAAAUAUAUUGUAAAAUACAGAACAGACUUAUUUUUAUUAUGAGAAUAAAGACUUUUUCUUCAUUUGAAAAAAGAUUCAAGUGCUUGAACUGAGACUUCUCAUAACCAAGAGGAGCUUUGAAGAAAAAAAAAAAAAAAGACCUGGUAACAUUGCAACAGUGAUGGGAAACUUUAACUGCUUUUAACAUGGAUUCUUCUUUAUAACAUGCUGAAGAUAUACACUGACACUGUACACAUGUGACUUUCAACUUAACAGCUGAGAGAUGAAAUAUUGACCAGAACAUGAGGCUUGUUUUUUCACUUUCAUAUCAGUAUAUUUCACUGUCUUGACAGACCGCACCAAUCACUUACCUAUGGAUGAGGAAGCAUUAUGAGUGAAAAGAAUCAGAUUAUACAGAAAUAACAAUUGUAUGAAAUACAUUUUAUCUUUUGGAAUUAUUAAGCAUCUUGAGAAGAUGGGGUCCCAUUUAAUGAAUGGGAAAUGGGAGAUAUGAGAAUAUACUAUAAUCCUGAAAUCUCCUGAUGAUGUAUACUUUUAUGUCAGCAUGUUAGCAAAAGAAACAUAAAAAAGUGUUUAUCUGCCCUUUUCCAGUAUUAAUUUUUUGUAAUAUAAAUGUUUUGGGGAUGAUAAAAAUAGAUUAUUGAUGGAUAAAUUAGUAAUAAUAUGGAUUUCUGUUUCUAUGAGUUCUAAACAACUCUAUACAGUAUUCGGUUUCAUUGAGAAAUAUUUAUUGUAUCAAAGUACAUUGUACUUAACCCUUUUAGGCCAUCCCUUUUACUGUUUUUCAAUGCUUUAAUAUAUAUUAAUUUAUAUUUGUCCCAGUAUUUUUGUAAUUUUUUUUUUAAAAGGACUUAAAAAUCAGGAUUUUUUGCAAUAGAACUAACGUAGCAUGUCGUCUUGGGGUAAAUGUUUUCGGUCUGUUUUCUCCUCUCCUUCCCCUUCCCUUUUUCUUUUCCUUAGAGUCUGACCACUGGGUGUCACUGAAUCUGAAAGUGAUGACAAUCUGCAGUUUUCACAUACAGCAGAUAUUCAGGACACCUUCCAAGAACCCGUAAUGUAUGACAGAAAAUGCCAUUACACUAGGUGGCAAUUGUAGAGAAGUUAAUUUUCCCUAUAUACAGUACUUACAGAAAAUAAGAUGGCGUGUAGGAAAUGACAUUAGAAAGUAGAUCUUUAUAAAUUAAUAUUCCCAUGGAGCUCUUUACCUUUAUUAUAAAAAGGAAGAAAAGGCUGUGCUAUCAAGAACUGUGACUUUCCCCAAAUAAUAAAACUACUUUAUUGCCCUAUGUUCCCCAUGUUAACAUGUUGCUGCUAAAUUAUAAUAUAGAAUUGGUAAUCAAUAGUGGGUUGUGUUCUUUCAGUAAAACCCAGGGUACCCUGUAAAAAUGCAGAUGUUUUUCAAUUUUAUUUUAUUAUUUUUUUUUACAAAAAAAGUUAGAUGUACAUGUGUAAUGCAGUGUGCUUUGUCUUAUUUGGACUGAUAUCAGUAAUGCUACUGAUGUUUGUAAAUUAAACAGAUAUUUACUUCA